Messenger RNA from Acanthosepion pharaonis, 1005 nucleotides. The record is from the annotation of a GenBank genome assembly. Lineage: Eukaryota; Metazoa; Mollusca; Cephalopoda; Sepiida; Sepiidae.
AUGCAUUUAUCAUUACUCUCCUAUAAUCUUUCUUUCUUUCUUUCUUUCUUUCUUUCUUUCUUUCUUUCUUUCUCAUUUCGGCGAGACAUUAUUCUGAAGGCGCUUGUGAAUAUUUCAAUGGAAAAAACGAAAUGUCCAACUCCGCUUUUCUAUAAAUAUUAUCAAUACGAUGCCAAUCUAUCUAUCUAUCUAUCAUCUAUCUAUCUAUCUAUCUAUCUAAUGCAGUCUUUUCUCUUUCUAAGUACUUUAAUUAUCUAUCUAUCUAUCUAUCUAUCUAUCUAUCUAUCUAUCUAUCUAAUGCAGUCUGUUCUCUUUCUAAGUACGUUAUCUAUCUAUCUAUCUAUCUAUCUCAGCCUGUUCAUUAUCUAUCUAUCUAUCUAUCUAUCUAUCUAUCUAUCUAAUCUCACCUGUUCAUUAUCUAUCUAUCUAUCUAUCUAUCUCAGUGUGUUCUCUUUCUAUUUAUCUCAAUAUGUUCAUCUAUCUAUCUAUCUAUAUGGAAUAACGCCUGUCACCAUCUUCAUUCACUUGACAGCUACGUGGAUCGGCAUUCUUUUUCGUCAACUGAGAAAGUUUUCUCUUCCCGGCUUAGACUUAAUUUUCGUUCGCUCUCUCCUAACACGCAUGUGUCCUAUCUAUCUAUCUAUCUAUCUAUCUAUCUAUCUAUCUAUCUCAGUGUUGCCUUUCUAUCUCAAUAUGUUUAUUAUCUAUCUAUCUAUCUAUCUCAGCUCUAUCUAUUUCCAAAUCAAUUGGAGGUACCUAAAUUCUUAUCUAUCUAUCUAUCUAUCUAUCUAUCUCAUCAUGUUCAUUUCCUAUCUAUCUAUCUAUCUAUCUAUCUAUCUAUCUAUUUCAUCAUGUUCGUUAUCUAUCUAUCUAUCUAUCUAUCUAUCUAUCUAUCUAUCUAUCUAUCUAUCUAUCUCAGCCUGUUCAUAUCUAUCUAUCUAUCUAUCUAUCUAUCUAUCUAUCUAUCUAUCUAUCUCAGCUCAUUUAGAUUUUGGUGUAAAAUAA